UCUUUGGAAGUGACAAAGUUCCAGAAUCAGGAAAGAGGACGUCAGAGGUACCGCUCAUGCUAGAUGUUUUGGAGUUCAUGUCAGAGAGGCCAGAUAGAGAUGUCUGGACAUGUCCAGAGGAGAAACAAUGAUUAUAGUUAAGAAGAUGCUGAUGUUGGAGCCACCAGGAAGGAGGCUGUGGGAAGACCAGGAAGUGAAAGAAGACAUAAAGUUAGUCGGUGUGAUUUAAAAAGAUGCAGACGAAGACAACUAAAACAAACAGGUGAUUCACUGUGGCAACAUACGAAGGGAUAUUAUGGAAGAUAAAGUUGUUUUUCAAUUUUUUAGAUAUUUUUUUUUAUUUUUUGCAAAGAUAAGCUUCUUCAAAUUGUCGAAAAUCAUCAAUUUUAUGGGUCGAACUGAAAACCGUUUUAAUAUAAAGGGUGGAGAUAGAAAAUCCAGAUAAACAUAUCUGGAUGAGUUGAGGAUCGCUGUCCAUGAUGCUGAGAAGUUUCCUUUUAAGAAACAGAGUUAGCACAAUAUAAACUACAUGCUAUUGUCAAGCAACAUUCAUUUAAGGGAAGUAUAUUUUUAUUGAAACUUUUGGUUUAGUUUCUAAUUUUAGUUAUUUUAAUUUUAGAAAUAUUGUGCAAGUGUAACUAUUUUUGGCACAAUUCUUUUUCAAAUGAAUAGCAGAUAUUUAGCAAUCAAACAUGUUUUAAACUUAAAUAAUAUUUUUGGUAGUCUAUUGAAUAGAUGUGCUGGAUUUAGGUCACAUGGUGUCAGUAUAACUGUACAAGUAACCAUUGGGUUGCUUUUUGUCUCUGAAUUUUGGUUCAGCCUCUCGUUAGCCUCUCCAGUCUGACGUUGACGCGCAUGUGAGCUUCGGAUGCUCGUUGGACUUGGCCUUUUGUCUUCUUUCAUCGUGAUAAUCUGGUGAUUUUUUUCUACACAUGGAUGACAUGUAAUACUUCUAAUGGACGCAUUCUUAUUUUUGAGUGAGCACCAAUGCGAUCUGGGUUAAUUAUGGAACAAAGAGGAUUCGAGAAGCGGAUGGUUACAGGACGUUUCACCCGGUGUGCGCUCGCUGUGCUUUUGUGGAGUGCAGCAUCGGCACAAUUAAGGUAUUCGAUCUCCGAGGAAGUUAAUGAAGGGGCUGUGGUUGGGAAUAUGGCAAAGGAUCUGGGUUUGGAUAGAAACACUCUGAAAACCAGGAAAUACCGCGUCGUUUCUGGAGGUGCGGAUCCGCUCUUCAGUGUAAACGAAAAUGAUGGCGUCCUUUAUGUGAGCAGAAAGAUCGACAGAGAAGAGGUGUGCGCGCAGAGCAGCGUGUGUUUGAUCGAUCUGAAAACUGUGUUAGAAAACCCGCUAGAGGUGCACAACGUUGGAGUGGAGGUGUUGGAUAUAAACGAUCACGCUCCCAGUUUCCCGGAAAAAGAGAAAACAUUGGAGGUUUCUGAGACAGUUCCAGCCGGAGCUCGUUUUCAGCUGAAACCUGCGAAAGACCCAGACAGCAGUUCUUUCUCCGUGCAGCAGUAUAAACUUAGCCAAAACGACCACUUCCGUUUAGACGUAAAAGAUAAAGGGAAAGAUGGCAAAAUACCAAUUUUAGUUCUACAGAAACCAUUAGACAGAGAAGCAGCGCAAAGCCACUCCUUAGUGUUAACUGCUCUAGAUGGAGGGAAACCUCCCAAAUCAGGGCAGAUGGCUAUUGUAAUAAACGUUCUGGAUGUCAACGAUAACAUACCAAUGUUUUCAAAUGAUGUUUAUUCUGCUACUCUCAUGGAAAAUGCUGUUGUAGGGACAGAAGUUAUACAAGUAAAUGCAACUGAUCUGGAUGAGGGUCAAAAUGCAGAGGUUAUUUAUUCAUUCGGCCACAGUGUAAGCAGCAAUGUUAUAAAUCUUUUUGAUCUUAACGAAUCUACAGGACAAAUAACCGUUAAAGGGCCAAUUGACUAUGAGCUAAAUGACAAAUAUGACAUAGAAAUUCAAGCAUCUGAUAAAGGUCUUGCUCCUCUUACAGCAGAAAAAAAUGUUCUGAUUAAAAUAGUUGAUGUUAAUGAUAAUGCUCCUGAGAUUGAAGUGACCUCAUUUUCUAGCUCCAUCCCUGAAGAUUCCAGACCAGGAACUACUGUUGCUCUGAUCAGUGUAAACGAUCUGGACUCUGGUCUUAAUGGAAAAGUUAUUUGCUCGAUAAAUCAGGAAGUUCAGUUUAGUUUAUCUCCAUCCUUACAAGAUAAAAUGUUUUCAAUUGUCACCAAAUCUCCUUUAGACAGAGAGAAACAGUCUCAUUAUGAUUUGACAAUAACUGCAAAAGAUGCAGGUCAGCCACCAUUAUCAUCUGAAAAGACAAUACAUGUUGUUGUGUCUGAUGUGAAUGACAACAGUCCAGAGUUUUCACUGAGUCCAUAUACUUUCUAUAUCACUGAGGGCAACAACCCAGGAGCCUCAGUGUUUUCUGUGAAAGCCUCUGAUGGUGAUGAAGGAGAUAAGGCAGUCAUCUCUUAUCAUAUUGUCAGAGACAGAGAUGAACACAGUAAAUUAACUUCAUUUCUAAACAUAAACUCAGAAACUGGAGACAUUGUGGCUCUAAAAAGUUUCGACUUUGAAACUGUGAAAACGUUCCAGUUCCAAGUUGUGGCCUCAGACUCUGGAAGUCCGUCCCUGAGCAGCAACGUGACAGUGAACGUCUUCAUUCUGGAUCAGAACGACAACGCUCCAGUCAUCCUGUAUCCAGUCAGCUCGAACGGUUCUGCUGAAGGUGUGGAGGAGGUUCCCCGCAACGUGAACGCAGGACACUUGGUGACUAAAGUCAGAGCCUAUGAUGCUGAUAUAGGAUAUAAUGGCUGGCUGCUGUUCUCACUGCAGGAAGUGACUGACCACAGUCUGUUUGGUUUGGACCGCUACACAGGACAGAUCAGAACACUUCGCUCAUUCACAGAGACAGACGAGGCUGAGCAUAAACUGCUCAUCCUGGUCAAAGACAAUGGCAACGUGUCACUGUCAGCAACAGCUACUGUCAUUGUCAAAGUGGUGGAGCCCAAAGAGGCUUUUGCAGCUUCUGAUGUGAAGAGUUCAGCCAAAGAUGAUGAGGAGACUGAUGUGACUUUUUACCUGAUGAUCACUUUGGGCUCAGUGUCGGUUCUGUUCCUCAUCAGCAUCAUCGUGCUGAUUGCAAUGCAGUGCUCCAAGUCCACAGAAUAUACUUCUAAAUAUCUCCAAGAGGCUAAUUAUGAUGGGACAAUGUGUCACAGCAUCCAGUACAGAUCUGGAGACAAACGCUACAUGUUAGUAGGACCCAGGAUGAGUGUAGGAUCUACUAUAGUACCUGGAAGUCACGCAAACACUCUGGUGCUGCCUGACAGGAGGAACACUUCUGAUGAGGUAAGACAUGCUUUGCAAACAAAUACCUUGCUUGGAUACAAAAUGAAGGUUUUAUUUAUUUAUUUUUUGCUUCUUCAGUUUAAACUUGUUGUAUAAUCGUAUUAGUUUAAAACCACAGAUUCCAACAAGUUGGAUUGUUUCUGUGAUUAAAGGAAGAAAAUUAAAGAACUAGUGUUUUUAUGGGUUUUUUACAAUAUUUGACACAUUGUGUUUGAUAGCAAGACAGAAUGCAUCUGUAUAGGGGCAGAAGUGGAACUGUGAUUUUACAGACAUUAUUAUUUAAAAAGCUGGAUGAAUGUAGGUACUUAUGGUAGAAGGUCCAAAGCAAC
Molecule: messenger RNA, 3692 nt
Organism: Nothobranchius furzeri (turquoise killifish)
Lineage: Eukaryota; Metazoa; Chordata; Actinopteri; Cyprinodontiformes; Nothobranchiidae
Source: RefSeq, a predicted model, not a curated record